Perkinsus marinus ATCC 50983 is the source of this 1859-nucleotide messenger RNA. RefSeq names its product nucleolar GTPase, putative. Gene Ontology annotation, cellular component: nucleolus. The record is from RefSeq and is a predicted model, not a curated record. Gene Ontology annotation, molecular function: GTP binding. The transcript has 18 exons. NCBI's taxonomy places the organism in Eukaryota, Perkinsozoa, Perkinsida, Perkinsidae. The coding region runs from base 1 to 1764 and encodes 587 amino acids.
AUGGCCAAACAGACGAGGAACAAGGGUCUAGGAGGCGCCAAAUCGAGAGCGCAAGGGAAGGCGUUCAAUCCUGGCAAUGCCAGUACCAAUCCGGACAGGAAAACCGCAAGCAACUCGCCGGGGUUCAUGCGCUCUAAGAACACCAUCAAACGUCUUAAUAUGUAUAGUCAGAAGCUGAAGAAGGCUGAUUUGAACAAGCGGAAAAUCCAACCUACUGGUCCAGCCCGAAUCGCACCUGAUCGUCGGUGGUUCGGCAACACGCGGGUCCUAAGUCAGCAGAAGCUACAAAAGUUCCGAGAGGAGAUUGGCCAGAGUGUCAACGAUCCUUUCCAGGUGGUAUUGAAGUCUUCCAAGCUGCCGAUGUCCUUAUUGACAGAGGGCCAGAACGAGAGUGAUCAACCCCGAGGGAAGGUGGCCAGGAAGAACCUUCUCGCUGUUGAACCUUUUGACAAGACCUUCGGGUCGACCAAAACUCGCAAGCGGCCGCGUUUGAGCACCGGUAGCAUCGAAGAGAUGGUCAAUAAGGCUAGCCGUAUGGCUGAGGACUAUGAUCCCGGCAAGGAUAAGAGCUCUGAGGAGAAUCGGGUGCUCAGGGACGAAGAGCAUACUGUAGUGAAUGAAGAAGUGUUCAAGAAGGGCACCUCUCGACGUAUCUGGCAAGAACUGUAUAAAGUGGUCGACUCGAGCGACGUGAUUCUGGAGGUCAUCGAUGCUCGGGAUCCUAUGGGCACGAGGUGUCAGAAACUCGAAAGGGAGAUCAGGAGGACCCGACCGAAUAAGCAUAUCGUAUUGAUACUCAACAAGUGUGAUCUUAUUCCGACCUGGGCCACCAAGCGUUGGGUGCAAGUCUUGAGUAAGGAGUUCCCUACGCUCGCCUUCCAUGCAAGUGUGACGAAUCCUUUCGGGAAGUCGGCUCUUUUCCAACUGUUACGACAGUUUGCUCAACUAUUAAAGGAAAGGAAGCAUGUGUCGAUAGGCAUGAUCGGCUACCCCAACGUGGGCAAGAGCUCUGUCAUCAACGCCUUGAAGAGGAAGAAGGUCUGUAAGGCCGCCCCAGUCCCAGGGGAGACGAAGGUGUGGCAAUACGUCGCACUUACUAAGAGGAUAUACCUCAUAGACUGUCCUGGUAUUGUUCCUGCGACUAGCGAUGAUUUCAAACAGGACUGUGCGAAGAUCCUCAAGGGUGUGGUACGUCCGGAGAGGGUAGAGAAUCCUAGCAACUACAUUGACGAGGUGCUCUCACGUGCUAAGCGGGAGGAUCUUAUUACCAAGUAUAGCCUUCCCAACGAUUUCCAGUGGACCGAUGGGGACGACUUCCUUACUAAGUUGGCGCAACAGAUGGGGAAGCUCCGAAAAGGAGGGGAAGCUGACAUCGGGACUACAGCGAGAAUAGUUCUCUAUGAUUGGCAGAAGGGACGCAUACCCUACUUCGAGUUGCCACCCAAGGACUCCGACGACGAUAAUGAUGAUGAGGAGGAGGAAGAGGAGGAGGAGGUGAAUGUGACGGAAGGGGAUGAUGGGAAGCAGUUGAUCAGCAUUCAUCAAGAUCUGUCGAGUAUCGAUGAAGCCCUUGGGGGUAGUGUGGAAGAGGACCACGCGGCCCUGGAUGCUGACGAGGAGGAAGAAGAGGAGGAGGAAGGAGAGGCAUCGGCUCCUUCAAAACGCACUAAGGCAGCCACAGCUGUUGAGGCGGCGACCGCAGCUGCUGCUGCUGAGGAGGUCGACUGGGAUAGGCUACAGGAGGACUUUGAUCAAGAGGAGUAGAGGUGCCCUGUAUAUUAAUACGUAUUAUACUGUCCUGGGAACUCGAGGACUCUUGAGAUCCCUUAACGUUGGAUGUUGUUACUACUAUACGCUUG